This is a messenger RNA of Phycomyces blakesleeanus NRRL 1555(-), 621 nucleotides long. RefSeq lists its product as hypothetical. Bases 1 to 621 code for a protein of 206 amino acids. NCBI's taxonomy places the organism in Eukaryota, Fungi, Mucoromycota, Mucoromycetes, Mucorales, Phycomycetaceae. The record is from RefSeq and is a predicted model, not a curated record. The transcript is spliced from 4 exons.
AUGAACUUUUCAAUUUUUGGGGCCAAUACCAGCUACUCACCAAGUCUAAACGUAUUUGCUUGUGGUUUUAUGUUGCUAAUACAGCAAAAUAAGACGAAAAAUGCUGCUUCUUUUUGCUUGGAUAUCAUGAGUGGUAUCUCUGAAAAAAUUGAUGAGAUUCUUUAUACUCUUCUUAUCCGUGAUGAAGAAAUUGGUAGAGGCUGGCCUGUAGCAUAUAUGAUUACCAAUGAUAGAGUUUUCAUGAAAAGAUCUAGAAACAAGAGACUUGAUAAGCUUGUUUUUGUUUUAGUACAUGAUGUUGAAUACUAUCUUUCUCAAGAGUACGAUAGAGUGAUGUCCAACAAUAGGGCAAUGAGUGCAUUUACAAGAGAACAAAGAAUAUGCGAGAUGGAAGCAGAAGAAGAUGAUGAUGAAAGAGAAUAUACAACAGAUGAUGAAGCCAAACUUCUUUAUGUUGAUGUAUUUGAAUAUGAAGCAUUGACUAUGCUUACUGACAGUGACGGCAUUAUGAACAUAGCAUUCACUGUAGGAAAUUACAGCAUUUGUAAUUCCACCAAUGCAGAUUACUAUGUAAAAAAUGCAUACUUGCAGAUAUGGAUUCAGCCAAUAAAAACAAGGUGA